AGAGAAGUCGUCUGCUUCACUAAGCGAUUUAUGUUGACAUUUAUUGAAGGGGACCAUUAGAAUGUUAAAACUUAUGGAAUAAGGAUACAUUUGGAUGAUUUUUCGUUUCACGCUGGUUGUUGUCGCAAUCCUCCUGGCGAAUUUAACGGAGUGGACAAAUGCAGUCGCUCUAGAUGCAACAUGCUCCGCGACGAGUGAUUGUACCCCGACAUAUUCGGAAUGCACCGGAGCAACUGGCGCCCAAACAUGUAAAUGCGCAACAGGCUACAACAAGCAAGGGGCGGAUUGCAAAGCAGACCUAGGAUCAACCUGUACACUUACCACCGAUUGUGACACGACAACACAUCCUAACUCAGAAUGUACCGGAACAUCGGGAUCCAAAACCUGUACAUGUAAAUCAGGCUACACCAAACAAGGAACCGCAUGCAAAGCAAACCUAGGUACAACCUGUACACUUACCACCGAUUGCGACACGACAACACAUCCUAACUCAGAAUGUACCGGAACAUCGGGAUCCAAAACCUGUACAUGUAAAUCAGGCUACACCAAACAAGGAACCGCAUGCAAAGCAAACCUAGGUACAACCUGUACACUUACCACCGAUUGCGACACGACAACACAUCCUAACUCAGAAUGUACCGGAACAUCGGGAUCCAAAACCUGUACAUGUAAAUCAGGCUACACCAAACAAGGAACCGCAUGCAAAGCAAACCUAGGCUCAGCCUGUACUACGACCACUGAUUGCGACACGGUAACUACAACUGAUGCUGUAUGCGACCUGAAUGCUGCAUCCAAGAUCUGCGCAGUGGGGUUUGACGGUAACUGUAGCGGCGAUAAGAGUACAAAGUGUCCCACUUCUGCUACGUGUGUGAGCAACAAGUGCGCAUGCAGCACGGGUUACAUUGCCACCACCACCAAACUUUGCAGUAAAUCAGGGGCUGAAGGGUUGGUGAAAGCGAUGUCGAUGCUCAUUAUGGUGACCAUUCUCAUCGCGGGGAAGAUGUUUUAAAAAUGAAUGAUGUACCGCAAGUGUGUGUUUUACGCAACGUGUCAUUGUGGUACAGAUGUUUUACCGAGACAAUGAUUUAAGGUUGAGGAGAUUCUUUCAACGGAACUUUCUCCCUUGUUUUUUGUGUGAUUUUGCUGUGAUUUUGUGUUUUUUUAACAAUUAAUUGAUCUACAUAUUAAUGUUUUGGUAAACACAAUUAAGAAUACUGUUGGAUUAAAUAUAUUAAAACUGUUUUCGACAAAUAAAUACAUUGACUGAAAUUUAUGUUUUUGGACCGUUUAACAUGGUUAUAUACUCCAAAAUCGCAAAUAAGUAAAAUAGCUUAAAUUUUAAUUCAAUAAAAUGUAAACUGAUGGUGUUUUUAAUGA
Messenger RNA from Dreissena polymorpha, 1377 nucleotides. RefSeq names its product adhesion G protein-coupled receptor E1-like. The transcript has 9 exons. The record is from RefSeq and is a predicted model, not a curated record. Lineage: Eukaryota; Metazoa; Mollusca; Bivalvia; Myida; Dreissenidae. Bases 95 to 1009 code for a protein of 304 amino acids.